Messenger RNA from Cuculus canorus (common cuckoo), 2369 nucleotides. It is a transcript of the gene ANGPTL7, whose product is annotated as angiopoietin like 7. NCBI's taxonomy places the organism in Eukaryota, Metazoa, Chordata, Aves, Cuculiformes, Cuculidae. The coding region runs from base 60 to 1106 and encodes 348 amino acids. The transcript has 5 exons. The record is from RefSeq and is a predicted model, not a curated record.
CCCAGCUGCUUUCAGACAACCCGCAGUCAGCUGGAAGUUUUCUGUUGCUGUAAGCAAAAAUGCCAGCAAGAUCCACGGCUCAGCUGGCGUGGCUCUGCAUUGUCACUGUGUCUGUGGUGAUCUAUCCAGCCCUGCUGCAGAAGCCUCCCAAAAGGAGAGCAAUCAACGGGAACGCACAGUCCAAGGCGAUAGGCUGCUGCAAUGAGAUCAAGGAGCUCAAGUUGCAAGUAGCCAACCUGAGCAGAAUGCUGCAGGAGCUGAGCAAGAAGCAGGAAAGCGACUGGGUGAACGUGGUGAUGCAGGUGAUGGAGCUGGAAGGGAACACCAAGCAGAUGGAGUCCCGUCUCAUCGAUGCUGAGAGCAAAUACUCCGAAAUGAACAACCAGAUAGAUAUCAUGCAACUCCAGGCAGCUCAGACGGUCACACAAACUUCAGCUGUAGAUGCUGUCUAUGACUGCUCCUCACUUUACCAGAGGAACUACCGGAUUUCUGGUGUUUACAAGUUACCUCCUGAUGAAUUUUUGGGGAGUCCAGACCUGGAGGUGUUCUGUGACAUGGAGACAGAUGGAGGUGGCUGGACUAUCAUCCAAAGACGUAAAGUUGGUUUGACUUCUUUCAAUAGGGACUGGAAACAGUACAGGGAUGGAUUUGGCAAUAUUCGAGGAGAUUUUUGGCUGGGAAAUGAAAAUAUCUACCGACUUUCCAGACGCCCCACUGUUCUGCGAGUGGAGUUGGAGGACUGGGAAGGUAACUUACGCUAUGCACAAUACAAGCAAUUCACCCUAAGCAAUGAAAUUAAUAGCUAUCGUCUUUUUGUGGGGAACUACACUGGCAACACAGGGCGUGAUUCCCUAAGGUACCACAACAACACGGCCUUCAGUACGAAGGAUAAGGACAAUGACAAGUGUGUGGAUGACUGUGCCCAAUUCCGUAAAGGUGGAUAUUGGUACAACUGCUGCACAGAUUCUAAUCUGAACGGGGUUUACUACCGCAAAGGAGAGCACACCAAGAACAUGGAUGGCAUUACCUGGUACGGGUGGCACGGAUCAACCUAUUCACUGAAGAGGGUCGAGAUGAAGAUCCGGCCAGAAGAUUUCAAACCAUAGAGGGAACCAAUAUUUGUACAGCUACAUGAUGCCCCUGCACGGAAGGUGGGCAAUGGACAGCUCAAAAUCAGCCAAAUAAUUGUUCAUUUCAUCUAAUAUGAAACACACUGGCUACAUACACACACAAACACUAAGGCACCACUAAACACCAGCCACAGCCACUAGUGUUAUCAGGGCUCAAACUUGUUUCCUUCUCUUAAGGCUCUUUUCAAAGGGAAAAACACUGUGUUAGAAUAGGUUAGAAUAGAACACACUUACAGCACCUCCAGAAAACCCUCUGGUGUGUUCUGACUAGCACUGUGACGAGUGGCUUGCCCGAGUACUAACGAGCUAGGCAGGGACUGAAAAAACAAGCCCCCUUGUUGCCUUUCCUUCAGUGUUCAGGGUAAGCAUUGCUGAGUAACUCCUUCCAAGAGGGACACGAAUCACAAACACGACAUUCAAACCAGAGAAAUCAAUCAAAAGUGCCCCUGAUGCAUCUUUCUUUAGCAUAAAUUGCCUUACAUUCCCACUGAGGAAAACACAAAGGUUAAAAAUUGUGGAUUGGUUAGUAUUGCUUAGGUUCUCUUCUGAAGUUUUACUGCCCUCUCCUGCUGCUGCCUCAAGUAAGUCCCCACAGAGGGCUGCACUCAGCACACAGCAACUCUGCAGGAAGGCUUUGUCCCGUAUGCUCUGCGAUGCUUAUUCCUAUCCACAGACAACAUAAAAGGCUCACAGACUAGAAAGUAACUUUCUGGGCUGCUACCAAAUUAUGUUCAGGUUAGAAUGUAAGUUUGCUCUAUGUCAGUAAGAGAGAAUCAUGAGCAAAACACUAGUAAACGCUAGAGAACCCCUAAGUGCCAGAAAUUCAAACAUUCUGGAAUGUUUUCUAGCCUACUGAGCUGAGGAACAUUAAAAUCCAUUCUGAAGACUAACCCAAUUACAAUUUACCUACAGAUGUUAUGCCAGAAAUCAGUAUGUUUCUCCCUUAUAUAACACUGUCAAAAAUAACAAUUACAAAACAGACUCCUCCUGUAGCCAUACCACUAUUUGAAUAGGUUGGAAAAGAUAGUUAUAGUUAAUAUAUCUAUUUUUAUUCACCUUAAAGAGAGUUUAAAUCUAAUUUAAAUUGUUGAGUCUUGUGUGAAAUGGGAGAUAGAGGUGUCUUGGGAAUUGCCUUACAUAUGUUUGACUGUUCAUACUGUAAAUUUCAACUGUGCGGAGCUAGAGUUGGAACUAAACUGUGGUCUAUUAAAUGGAUUUAUAAAGGCUUCUAAACUUCUA